AGCCUGGCAAACAGGUUCUUCUGCAGCGAAAAAAAUCCCGAUCAACAGCUAGAAUUUCUCCAUCUGCCGUCCCGUUUCAUCGAAUCCCCUCCCUCUCAACGUCUCCAUUCGAUUCUUACCCUCGUGGCCUCUUCACCUCCAUUGUUGAGCUUCUGAGUUUCAGCUUUCAGGCUUCGAGCGUCCUCUCCUGCGUCAUCGUUUAGCUGCGCCUCUGCUUUGUGACUCUGGCAGCGUUGUUCUGCGUCUUCGUGAAUUUGCCAUUGCCAGGGUGUUUGUAGCAUACCUUACUCCUUCAUUCCCUCCAUUCUCCCUGCUUCGUCUUCUUACUUCUUAUCCUCUGCCUUUAGCAAGAUAAAUAAAUAUUAGUGUUUCGCUGCCUUUGGUAAUGGGGAGUGAGGCAGAUCCAGUAAAGGAGGCCCAAAUAGUGGAUGCCCGGGCUAGAAACAUCAGUCAUAAUGUGAGGUGCACAGAAUGUGGGAGUCAAUCCAUUGAAGAUUCUCAAGCAGACAUUGCGAUUCUGCUUAGAAAGUUAAUUCGUGAUGAGAUUCGUAGUGGGAAGACAGACAAGGAAAUAUACAAGAAGCUUGAGGAAGAAUAUGGAGAGACUGUACUCUAUACACCAAAGUUUGAUUUGCAGACUGCAGCUUUAUGGCUAUGCCCUCUUCUAGUUGCGGGUGCGGCAGCUGGUGUAUGGGCUUACAACAAGCACAGGAAGAAGACUAAUGUUCAUAUCAUGGCUUUGAACCUUAUCAGAGGUGUUCCAUUGACCCCAAAAGAAAAACAAACCAUGCUUGAUCUUCUCACACCACCCCCAUCACAGAAUCCAAGAACUCCCUUCUGGUGGAGGAGAUGGCGUGGGUAAUGAUCUCAUACUGUCUCCUUUCAGGAUUUGGAUCAAUCCCUGCAUCGUUAUGAAGUAAAGUUUUGGUUAGGGACUCAGAAUAAUAAUCAAGAGUUAUAGACAUCAUAAUUUCUCUGUAGGACAGAAGGUGCCAUCAGUGUUUUGUGAAGUUAUAGCUAAUGUAUAUAUCUAUAAAAUUUAGUCUUUCCGACUUCCUUCUUCA
Molecule: messenger RNA, 1064 nt
Organism: Neltuma alba
Lineage: Eukaryota; Viridiplantae; Streptophyta; Magnoliopsida; Fabales; Fabaceae
Product: cytochrome c-type biogenesis CcmH-like mitochondrial protein
Exons: 4
Coding region: 386-862 (158 amino acids)
Source: RefSeq, a predicted model, not a curated record